Staurois parvus is the source of this 371-nucleotide messenger RNA. NCBI's taxonomy places the organism in Eukaryota, Metazoa, Chordata, Amphibia, Anura, Ranidae. The record is from the annotation of a GenBank genome assembly.
GCGGAGAACUUCCGGUGGAGUGUACGGUUGAUUGGAAUUCUGUGAAGAAGUCGAAGAUGUCUCAUACAAUCUUGCUUGUGCAGCCGACAAAGAGGCCUGAAGGAAGAACAUAUGCAGACUAUGAAUCUGUCAAUGAAUGCAUGGAAGGGGUAUGUAAAAUGUAUGAAGAACACUUAAAGAGAAUGAAUCCCAACAGUCCAUCCAUAACAUAUGACAUCAGUCAGUUGUUUGAUUUUAUCGAUGACUUAGCAGAUCUUAGCUGUUUGGUGUACCGUGCAGACACUCAGACAUACCAACCCUACAAUAAAGACUGGAUCAAAGAGAAGAUUUAUGUUCUGCUCCGUCGACAGGCUCAGCAAGCAGGCAAAUAG